This is a messenger RNA of Danaus chrysippus (African queen), 357 nucleotides long. Lineage: Eukaryota; Metazoa; Arthropoda; Insecta; Lepidoptera; Nymphalidae. The record is from the annotation of a GenBank genome assembly.
AUGUUAUUCCGGAGCACGCUGCCCGGUGCCCGACGCCAGCCCUGGCUCAGUGAUUUACAAGCGCGCUCGUCGAUCUUCGAUAACGUUUUACUUAUUGUUACUAACUCCGAUCGCCCAACCGUCGAUACGCCAUAUCGUAUUUAUGCGCUAUCGGAAGCCAUGCUCCAAGGCGAAGACCUCGCUGGCUGCCAACAAAGAUGCAUUGUCGUUGCACCGACGGUUGGAACCAAUCCAAUAUUGUUGGGUGAAUCUGAACAAUCGCGACCUCCAAAUUCCACAUUAGAAUAUCCAUUGACAACUAAAAGAACCCAACUAUCAUCACAUGCUGCGAUACAAAAUGAAUCUUAUUUUAUAUAA